Cariama cristata (Red-legged seriema) is the source of this 1127-nucleotide messenger RNA. RefSeq names its product calreticulin-like. Gene Ontology annotation, molecular function: calcium ion binding. Gene Ontology annotation, cellular component: endoplasmic reticulum; endoplasmic reticulum membrane. The record is from RefSeq and is a predicted model, not a curated record. Gene Ontology annotation, biological process: protein folding. Lineage: Eukaryota; Metazoa; Chordata; Aves; Cariamiformes; Cariamidae.
CCAACUGGCGGAAGAGGUGGAUGAAUUCUGAGUGCAAGCCAGACCUUGGGAAGUUUAAGCUCGCUGCAGGGAAGUUUUAUGGAGAUCCAGUGCGAGAUAAAGGUCUACAAACUAGUGAAAACUCUAAAUUUUAUGCUAUCUCCUCACGAUUUAAACCAUUUAGUAACAAAGGGAAGACUCUGGUCAUUCAGUAUACUGUGAAACAUGAGCAGAAGAUAGAUUGUGGUGGGGGAUAUGUUAAAAUUUUUUCCUCAAACUUGGACCAGAAGAACCUAAGUGGAGAUUCACAUUAUUACAUCAUGUUUGGGCCAGAUAUUUGUGGAUCCGAGACAAAGAAAGUCCAUGUUAUUUUAAAUUACAAGAAUAAACCCUAUCCAAUCAAGAAACCGAUCAGAUGCAAGGUUGAUGGAUAUACACAUCUAUAUACUUUGAUUAUAAGGCCAGAUCAGACUUACGAAGUAAAAAUUGAUAAUGAAAUGAUUGCAUCUGGCAACUUAGAAGAUGAUUUAGACUUUUUGCCACCAAGGAAAAUUAAUGAUCCAACAGUGAGGAAACCCCCUGACUGACAUGAUCGAAUCCAAAUUGAUGAUCCAAAUGACAUCAAACCUGAGGAUUGGGAUGAACCUGAAUAUGUCAUGGACACUAGUGCCGAGAAACCUGAAGAUUGGGAUGAUGCUAUGAAUGGAGAAUGGCAUUAUCCUAUGGCCAAGAAUCCUUUAUACAGAGGGGAAUGGAAACCAAGGCAGAUUGAACCAAAUUAUAGGGGAGUUUGGCCUCAUCCACAGAUUGACAAUCCAAAUUACUCGCCAGACUUUAGUGUCUACAGCUAUGAAAAUGUUAGCAUCAUUGGACUAGAUAUCUGGCAGGUGAGAGCUGGCACAAUUUUUGACAACUUCUUGAUAACAGAUGAUGAGGUUUAUGCAGAAGACUUUGGAGAUAAAACAUGGGGAGAAACAAAGGGUCCUGAAAAGGAAAUGAACAUAAAGCAGACUGAGGAAGAGCAGGAGAGAGAAAGAGUUACAGAAGAAAAAUACUUUAAGCAGCGGUUCAAGAAAAAGCUAGAGAGAAAAAAAGAAUCUAGAAAGGAUAGAGCAGUGAGGAACACUAUUGAGAAGGAAGAGCUUUAA